UUCUACUACAAGCCUACUUCCAGUAUUUAACAUCUUUCAUCACAAAGCUAAACCAUUCCUCCUUUUUCUUUUCCCGCGCUUUAAAACCACUCUUGUUUCCUUAAUUUUCUACAUUAUAUUAAUAUCACCCCCUUCUAAUCUCUAUCUGAUAGCAUAGUCAAAGAUUUGGGCCUGCUUUUCCAACCAAAAUCUCCUUUUUCUGCUAACGUUUUCUCUCACACAACUUCCCUUUCUUGGAUUUCAUUGAUUUUUGCUGUGAACACACACAACACACGUUCCCCCCAAACUCUUAUGCUUCAAACAACAAAAUCUCUGUGUGGAGAUGGAAACCGUUAAACCAAAAUCAGCACUGAACAAUAGGAGCAAGAAACUGGCGAAGACGUUCCAGAAGGUGAUCAGCCUCCGAAGUGCAACCAAACUCGCUUCUAACAAUGGCAUAUGCAUGCUCAACUCCCACCUCAAAGUCAAGGAGGAUCUCUUCUCCGAUCAUCAGAGCAAAACCCACCAAGGGAAUGGCAGAAAUAGAGCCGUUAUGGAGGCUCUCAUUGCAAGACUCUUCGCUGGGGUCACCACCAUCAAAGCAGCAUAUGCAGAACUCCAAAUGGCGCAGCACCCGUACAACAACAAGUCCAUUCAAGCCGCGGAUCAAGCCGUGGUGGAUGAACUCAAAGCCAUAUCAGAGUUGAAGCGGAGGUUCUUGAAAAAAGAGCUUGAUCUUUCACCCCAAGUCACCAUUAUUCUCGCGGAGAUUCAGGAACAGCAGAGCCUGAUGAAAACCUACGAAAUCACCAUCAAGAGGCUCGAAGCCGAGGUUGAUUUCAAGGACUCCAACAUCUCAUCGCUCAAAAAACACCUCGACGACUGUGUUUCCUUCAACAAAACACUUGAAAAGAAGCUCAACGCGAGUGGCUCGUUGUCACUGUUCGAUAACCUCACACAUUCAGCGUUGAUUCCAACCCAUUUCGUCCAUUUUCUUCACCACACUUUGCGAUCAGUUCGAAGCUUCUCCAAGUUGAUGAUGGCGGAGAUGGAGUCUGCUCACUGGGAUCUCGAAGCCGCCGUCAAGUUCAUCCACCCAAAUGCCGUUUUCGCCAAACCAACUCACCAGAGCUUCGCAUUUGAAUCAUUUGUGUGCAUAACAAUGUUUGAAGGCUUCAACAAUCCAAACUUCAGCGUGCAAGAAGACCCGCCUCAGAAGCACUCACUCCAACACGGACAAAGUCUCUACUUUGACAAAUUCAAAAAGCUCAAGUCUCUAAACCCGAGACAGUACUUAACCCACAACCCAAACUCUUCCUUCUCCAAGUUCCUGAAAUCCAAGUACCUUCAAGUGGUGCAUGCCAAAAUGGAGUGUUCCUUGUUUGGCAACUUGAACCAGAGGAAGGUGGUGAACUCUGGAGGGUACCCAGAUUCCGCGUUCUUCAUCGCGUUUGCAGAGAUGGCAAAGCGCGUUUGGACCCUGCAUUGUUUGGCAUUAUCGUUUCACGACGACGUUACUGUUUUUCAGGUCAAGAAGAACACGAGGUUCUCUGAGGUUUACAUGGAAAGUGUGACAGAGGAAGCUGUUUCAGCUUCGGGGGAAUCCUCUGAUUCCAAUUCCGGCGAGCUUAGGGUGGGUUUCACGGUGGUUCCGGGUUUCAAAAUCGGUAAGACAGUGAUACAGAGUCAGGUUUACCUCUCUCUGGUGGGUUCUCCGGCAAGUUCCUGAUACGUAUCAUUAUUAGUAUUAAUUACUGUAUUAGUAUCCCUUGUCACGGUAAUGCUAAUGUUAUGAGUAUAAUACUCAUAAUGAGUUGUCAAGUAUAUUACUAAGCGUUAAUUUACAAAAUAAAUGUCUAGAAAUUUAUUAAAUAUAUAAUAAUGAGUAUUAUUAAAUGAAUACUUGACAACUCAUUUUCUGUAUUAUUACUUGAGGGAGAGAGCAAAGUAUUAAUUCCUGUAUAAUUAGGCAUUUUUGAGGUUAUUAUUGUAUAUUUGGUCUCAGCGUAGGAUGCUUCAGGUGCUCUGUUAGACACUCUCCAAGGAAAUUAUAGUACUAUACAUUUGGUAUAUACACUUUUCACACUCUGUUUUCUUUUUCUUCACUUAUCAUUAAUGUCAAAUGUAAAUCAUCUUGUAUUA
Molecule: messenger RNA, 2121 nt
Organism: Vigna unguiculata (cowpea)
Lineage: Eukaryota; Viridiplantae; Streptophyta; Magnoliopsida; Fabales; Fabaceae
Gene: UNE1
Product: intracellular protein transporter, putative (DUF641)
Biological process (GO): negative gravitropism; response to red or far red light
Source: RefSeq, a predicted model, not a curated record